AUGAAACGGGCUAAGAGUCCUAGUCCAGAACGUCUUCAGACUGGACAUUCUGAUGUGGAGCCCAAGUUCACUGAUACAACAAGCUCAUCGGAUCUUUACACGGAUUCUCAGAUUGCUCAUCGUAAGAAGGUCGCUAGAAAUGAGUCGAACACAGCGUCCACUGGAUCCACGGCGUCUGGACGGCAAUCCAGAAGCCAGCAGUCGGAUUUAACGAUUCCGAGCAGCAGAGCACUUCGAAGACUAUUCCAAUUUCUGGUUGAAGAUGUAUGA
Caenorhabditis briggsae is the source of this 270-nucleotide messenger RNA. The record is from RefSeq and is a predicted model, not a curated record. NCBI's taxonomy places the organism in Eukaryota, Metazoa, Nematoda, Chromadorea, Rhabditida, Rhabditidae. The coding region runs from base 1 to 270 and encodes 89 amino acids. The transcript has a single exon.